Messenger RNA from Pelodiscus sinensis (Chinese soft-shelled turtle), 1734 nucleotides. NCBI's taxonomy places the organism in Eukaryota, Metazoa, Chordata, Testudines, Trionychidae. The record is from RefSeq and is a predicted model, not a curated record.
UUGCAACCCCCUGCCAUGAGGGGCUUCUCAAGGAGAGUUGCAGUACAACAGUACUUUGACUAUUUAUUCAAGCUACUUCUGAUUGGAGACUCUGGUGUUGGGAAGUCUUGCCUUCUACUUAGAUUUGCAGAUGACACAUACACAGAAAGUUACAUCAGCACAAUUGGUGUGGAUUUUAAAAUCCGAACUAUAGAGUUAGAUGGGAAAACCAUCAAACUUCAAAUAUGGGACACAGCAGGCCAAGAGAGAUUUCGAACAAUCACCUCCAGUUACUACAGAGGAGCCCAUGGCAUCAUAGUUGUGUAUGAUGUUACAGAUCAGGAGUCUUUCAAUAAUGUAAAACAGUGGCUGCAAGAAAUAGAUCGUUAUGCCAGUGAAAAUGUUAACAAGUUGUUGGUAGGGAACAAAUGCGAUCUGACCACAAAGAAAGUAGUAGACUAUACAACAGCAAAGGAAUUUGCAGAUUCCCUUGGAAUUCCAUUUUUGGAAACCAGUGCAAAGAAUGCCACAAAUGUAGAACAGUCUUUCAUGACCAUGGCUGCAGAGAUUAAAAAACGAAUGGGUCCUGGAGCUACAGCUGGUGGUGCAGAGAAGUCCAAUGUUAAAAUUCAGAGCACUCCAGUCAAGCAGUCUAGUGGAGGUUGCUGCUAAAAUUUGCCUCCCCUUUGUCUCACAACAAUGAAUUUUGCAAUCUGAACCCAAGUGAAAAAAUUGCCUGAAUUGUACUGUAUGUAGCUGCACUACAACAGAUUCUUACCGUCUCCACAAAGGUCAGAGAUUGUAAAUGGUCAAUACUGACUUUUUUUAUUCCCUUGACUCAAGACAGCUGACUUCAUUUUCAGAACUGUUUAAACCUUUGUGUGCUGGUUUAUAAAUGUGUGUAAUCCUUGUUGCUUUUCCUGAUACCAGACUGUUUCCCGUGGUUGGUUAGAAUAUAUCUUUUGUUUUGAUGUUUAUAUUGGCAUGUUUUAAAUGUUGGGUUUAGUCUUCUGAAGAUGAAGUUCAGCCAUUUUGUAUCAAACAGCACAACAGUGUCUGUCACUUUCCAUGCAUAAAGUUUAGUAAGAUUUGCUAGUUCUUUCUUGUAGAGUUAUAAAUGGAAAGAUUACACUAUCUGAUUAAUAGUUUCUUCAUACUCUGCAUAUAACUUGUGGCUGCAGAAUAUUGUAAUUUGUUGCACAAUAUGUAACUAACAACUGAAGAAAUGUUUAAUAAAUAUUGUACUUAUUGGAAGUAAUAUCAAACUGUAUGGUGAUAAAUAUUGUCUUAAUUUUUAUGGCUAAGGGGGAAAUUAGGCUUGCAUUGUGCCCAAAAUGUAUCAUGUGCAGUAAUGGCACUCUAGACCCUCUAGUAAACCAAACACCCUUCCCAAAAAUGUAAGUAGGAAGUAUGGCCUAAAAGACUAAGUUCUUAUAGUCUUUCAGGCCUAUUUACUGUAUUUGGAACACAAUUUAAGACUAAUGUUCAUGGAAGCAUAAUGCAUUCUGAAUGUACAGUAUUUUUCCCUGUCUUAGUCAAUGAAGUUUAAUUUAUUUCUGAAGGACUUCAUUUAGAAAUUGUCUACUUUGCUCUGUAGUAGAGGUGGAAACAAUUUUUCCUAACAUGUGAAUGACUUAAAGCUAACAACUCAAGGUGAUGUAACUCUGCCAGUAUGUCAUGUCUUUCUAUGUUACUUCCAUACUUUUAAUCAAAUACUGUUUUGACUUUAUUUAAUAAACUUAGUGCAACAACUUA